Messenger RNA from Debaryomyces fabryi, 2121 nucleotides. RefSeq lists its product as uncharacterized. The transcript has a single exon. Bases 1 to 2121 code for a protein of 706 amino acids. Lineage: Eukaryota; Fungi; Ascomycota; Pichiomycetes; Serinales; Debaryomycetaceae. The record is from RefSeq and is a predicted model, not a curated record.
AUGAGGCUUCUACCCCAACUUAUUCCGAUCACCGAAGAACGACGAGACGUAUUGGACGAGAUCAUGAACCACUUUGCGCUGUAUUCGAAGGAACACUACUUGAGAAAACGCAUUAUGCCCAUUGGUAAUACAGAAAUCCCUGAAGUCAAGGAAACCAAACUAAAUAUCUGCACCCUUUGUUUCAACCACUGUUCCAAACGUCACAUCAACGAGCACCUUAAAAGUGCACAUCAUAUAAAGAACAGGUUCCUCCAGCAUACCUUUGCUACACUGGGGUACACGAUCCCCAACCAGAAACGAACCAUGUCCUAUUUCUACCGCAAAAAACUGUAUUCGGAGAAGCCCAUUGAUAUGUUUGAUAUUGGCAAUAGAGCAGCUAGAGACAAUAGCGAGGACAAGUUCUUGCGGUACAUCCACGCGGAGGACUAUCAGGGCAAAGGAUGCGCGCAGUAUAUUGCAAGUGAAAACGAAAGAGAAAGCGAGCCAGUUGUUGCAGUGGUCGAGACCUAUAUGAUGAAAAAAAGAGAGCACAUGAGAGCCAGCCACAGCAUAUUCAGCAAGAUGAGUGCAAUGGGGAUAUUGAAGGCCAAAUACAUAUAUUCGACAAGAGUGUUAUAUGCAAAGUUGGCCGGCCGGUUUUUCUAUACGUUUGCAAAGUAUAGCGGUAAUGCCGUAAUCGGCGAGGUUAUUCGUAGACCAACGCCACUGGUGGUCGAACAAGCCAUGCAUGUCAUGAUGGAGACUUAUGUUCUUGUCGCCAAAGACCCCAGCGAGAAGUUCCUACAAUCCGUGUUUAUAUCAUUGAUGACUGCAGACGAUACAUUUGCCGAGUCGAGGGUCAGGGCAAAGACGCUUGACGCCAUUAACUACUGCCUCAAGUUGGCUGCAUCCGAUUACAUGCAAGCCAACGACAAUGUCAACGAUGUCUUGCUGGUGUGGUACGAAACAGUAUACUAUGAUUUUGAGCAUUACCGGAGCGUCCACCACAAGUUUAACAUGACAACACCAACGUUUCAAACGAGGGUGGAUGAACAGGAUAUAAGAAAGGCGGCGAUUGGGGCAGUCAAUUUCAGCAUCGACGAUCUUAGCAAAUUGGCCCGCUGUUUGGUCAAGGACUACCGCAGGCAAACUGAGACGUUACUUCCAAAAGGCGUAAUUAUCGUGGACGAUCUUUACGAAGAGUUUGAAAGAAAUGCUGUGGAGUUGAUCGACUGCAAGGAUAGAGGAUACAGUGUCUUCUUUGGAACAUCAGCUAUCAAUGAUAUAGCGGCCAAAUGCUUAUUGCGGUUUCGGGAUGCGUUGGGCGAUCUCUGGGAUAAUCUGGGAUACAUGAAGAUCAUAUUACAGAAGUUGAUGAAGCUAAACUUGAACGUAUUGGUGUGCAUAAUGAUAACCUGUGGAAGUCCCUUUCGAGUGUCCGAGCUCUACACAUUGACGUUCGCCAAUCCUGUGGGGACAACACGUUCCAUGUAUUAUUCGAACGGGCUCAUCCAAUUGAAUAUCCGUUACAAUAAAAAUACCCAUAGCACGUUAAGGUACACCAACCAUACCAAAGUAUUGCCGCAGGAUGUCUCCAAGAUUGUGAUUCAUUACAUUUCAGUGGUGAGAUAUUUGGAGAUUGCCAUUGUCGAGAGACACGGAGCUGACGAGAUUUCCAGGGAUAUUAGUGAGCCGUCUUAUCGCAAGAAUAUAGACGACAAUGACGAUGAAUCCGAUAGAGAGGAAGCGGAGGCACUGACAAGUAUUGCCGAGCGCCAGCCAAGAAAGGCAAUGCUCCGGACGCUAGUAUUUCUUUCACCAUUUGGCGUGAGGAAAGGCGCCCAGGCAUUCACAUUCUUGGAGCGGGCCAGUGAACAAUAUAUUGGCGAAAGGUACACACCACGACUUUUGCGACAGGCAUUGGUUCACUUUACGAGAUUACUCUUGACGGAGAACAGAUACGGCGAUACGGGAUUUCUCAAACGCAUAGACAAGCUAGCGGGGCACACCACGACGACUGCCGAUAUGCAAUACGGUGUCACGCACUCGAAUUCGCUCCUACCCAGUGUUCCUGUAAAUAAUAUCGACAUUCGGAUUUCUUUGGAGUGGCACAGGAUAUUGGGGCUAACAAUGUACUUAUGA